AUGUAUGCAUUUAAGAUCAACGCUUUGAUAUUGGCCGUUGGCUUGUUGAUACAGUGUCAGACGUCUCGGUGCGCGGAUAAUGACAUGUCUGACGCUCCUGCCAGUCCUGAGGUAGGACAAAGUCAAAAGACGAAAGGACCACCACCAAUUAAGUCGAACUAUCAAGACCAAAAAGAGACUUUAGAAAAGAUUUUGAAGGGAACGUUAAAUAACAACACUGAUAGUGACAAUGGCACAACAACUACAAGUACUGUAAAAACAACUUUGAAGCCAACUAAUAGCCCUCCAGAUCUACCUGAUGUGGGCGAGUCAGAAAAAGAACACAAAAGCAGUCUUACUAUAUUCUUCAUUCUGCUUGUUAUUGCAAUCUGUAUUCUGAUGACACACAUGUUGUUGCAGACUAAGUUCCACUACCUACCAGAGAGUAUAGCAGUUGUCUUAGUUGGUGCUCUGAUCGGAUUGGUACUAAAGAUUUUCAAAUUUGGAAACUGGAGUAAAGAAGAGGCCUUCCCACCGACAAUCUUCUUUAUUGUUCUUCUACCUCCUAUCAUUUUUGAGUCAGGAUACAAUCUUCACAAGGGCAAUUUUUUCCAGAAUAUAGGUACCAUCCUUGUGUUUGCUAUAAUAGGAACAGCUAUAUCUGCAAUGGUUGUGGGUGGUGGGAUAUAUCUGCUAGGACAGGCAGAGGUGGCCUAUGAGUUUACAGUUGUAGAGAGUUUUGCAUUUGGUUCGCUGAUUUCUGCAGUGGAUCCAGUUGCUACCCUGGCAAUAUUUCACUCACUAAAUAUAGAUGAAGUGUUAUAUAUGUUGGUGUUUGGAGAGAGUAUUCUCAAUGAUGCUGUUGCCAUCACUCUCACUAUAACUGUGUUGGAGUUUGAGAGCCCAGAGAUGGCCCAUGUCACUGGAUCGGCAGCGUUCUUUAAGGCAGUAGUUAGAUUCCUAGUCAUGUUUUUUGGUUCCAGCCUUAUUGGCAUGUUCUCAGGACUUGUCAGUGCUCUAUUACUGAAAUUUGUAGAUCUGAGGAAGACACCAUCAUUGGAGAUAGGAAUGAUGUUAGUGUUCUCAUACUUGCCUUAUGGUCUUGCCGAAGGUCUCCAUCUCUCGGGUAUAAUGGCAAUAUUAAUGAGUGGAAUUGUCAUGUCUCAUUACACACAUCUUAAUCUAUCACCUGUCACACAGAUCACUGUACAACAUACAUUCAGAACUAUAGCUUUCAUGGCAGAAACCUGUAUGUUUGCCUAUCUAGGAAUGGCUAUAUUUAGUUUUAAGUUGGUUGUUAAACCUGCCCUUGUUAUUUGGGCUAUUGCGCUGAUAUUAAUUGGUAGAGCAGUCAACAUUUUCCCACUGUCUUUCAUAUCAAAUUAUUUCCGUGAGCAUAAGAUUACAAAGAAACAGCAGUUCAUUAUGUGGUUUAGUGGACUACGUGGUGCGAUUGCCUUUGCUCUCAGUCUUCACCUGGAGUUUGAUACCCCAGAAAAACGUUACGUGCUGGUCACGACAACGCUGAUAAUUGUAUUGUUUACAAUUUUAUUUCUUGGCGGGUCUACCAUGCCAAUGAUGAAAUUAUUAAAAGCCGAGAAAAAAGAGAAGAAGAGGAGGAAAUCAGACAGAGAAAUUUCUCUGAGUAAAACAAAGGAAAUGGGUGAUACAGUCGACAGUGAGCAUUUAUCAGAAUUUACGGAGAGUGAAGCUGAAGUUAGCUUUUCUAAGCCAUCGCAUAAAGGAUUUGUGCGGGUUGAUGCUAGAUACCUUAUUCCAUUCUUCACGAGAAAAUUCACGCAGCAGGAGGUACGUGAUGCGAAGACACAGAUGACGAACUUGACGAAACAGUGGUUUAACGAUGUACGAGCAGCGCCAUCAGAGUCUUCAGAUGAGGAGGAAGAAACGUUAUUUAUAAAUUCUCGACAUAACUCAGAGAGCAAUGAACCUUUACUACAGUGAUCUAGAAUUCCAUAACAGUAAAAAUGCCACUCUGAAGAAAAGAGAUAUUGUUUUGCUCCUUGUUGGUUGGUCAGUUGGUUCCUGCUCAAUAUCUAAAUAAUGCUUUGGCCUACAAUCAUUAGUGGUCUGUGGUUCAGAGGCCACAACGAUCUCUAGACUGAAAACAGUUCCUGCUCAGUAACUAAAUAAUGCUUUGGCCAACAUUCAUCAAACUUCAUAGGAUGAUUACCAGUCCUGUUGUUAGUAGAUGACCCCUAUUGUUUUAGGGGUCUGUGGUUCAAAGGUCACUAUGACUUCUAUACUGAAAACAGUUUCUGCUCAAUAAUUAAAGAAUGCUUUGGCUGUGAAUUUUCUUCAGGGGGUUUCCUGUAGUCAGUAGAUGACCCCUGAUGUUAUUAGGUCAUUUGGUCAAAGGUCAAGGCCACAGCAUACAAUAUCACAUACCCGCUUGCCUCCCACAGGCCAUCACUGGAGGGGAGCAUAAAAUUAUGUGUUUUACAAACAGCUGUUGUUGUGAGAUUGACUUUACAAAAAAAUGUAAUUAAAGUAUUUCUAUAAGGUAGAUUUUUAUGCUGUGCUUGAUAUUUGCUCAUGUUUCAAAUUCUGUUUAGUAUUACUGAUUGAUUCACCUGUUCUGUAAUGGGACUUUUUGUUAAUUUUAGAAAUGAUACCAAUCGUAUAUUGAUUUUGUACGUUAUUCUAUAGAAAUCCAAUGUAUGUGGUAACAGGGUUAUUUCAGUUUUUUUUCCGAAGAAAUAUUAAAUCGAUUUGAAUUUGUCAUUUAUUAUACACCAAAACUAUUACAGUUUAUGGAUUCUUUUAAGACUUUCAGGAUAUCUUAGCAAAGAAAAAAAUCAUAAAGAGAUAAGAAGACUGUUGAAAUAAAGAAAGUACACAAUUUUUCAUGGUGAGAAUUUUGCAAAGAGUUUUGGGUCAUAAAGCUAAUAUAGAGAGCAAAAGGUUUAAAAUCUCUGUUACAGAACUGCUGAAUCAAACAGUACGUUAUACUAACUGGAUUUGAGCUUUUUUUUUUAGAAGUAAGUUUCAAGCUUAUUUUGAAACUUUUCCAAGUUCACUUCCUUGGAAUGUCUCAUUAUGUUUUGAAUGAGCAACUGAUUCUUCUAUUGUUCCUUAGCUCACC
This is a messenger RNA of Mercenaria mercenaria, 3082 nucleotides long. RefSeq names its product sodium/hydrogen exchanger 8-like. The record is from RefSeq and is a predicted model, not a curated record. Gene Ontology annotation, molecular function: sodium:proton antiporter activity. The transcript is spliced from 16 exons. The coding region runs from base 1 to 1941 and encodes 646 amino acids. Gene Ontology annotation, biological process: sodium ion transport; regulation of pH; proton transmembrane transport. NCBI's taxonomy places the organism in Eukaryota, Metazoa, Mollusca, Bivalvia, Venerida, Veneridae. Gene Ontology annotation, cellular component: Golgi apparatus; membrane.